AUGGCUUAUGCAGACUAUUUGGGCCUCAUGUAUAAAUCACAGGAUGAUCUAAGAACACUAUGCAUCCAUUUGGAGGAGGCAGCAAAAAAGGUUGACUUACCAAUAAACGAAAGCAAAACAGAAUACAUGGUAAUGGGUAAAAGAGAUAGUACGAGAAUGUAUCCUACCCUAAGAGUAGGUAACCACGAAUUCAAACGAGUCAAACAAUUCAAAUAUUUAGGUUCAGUACUGAACGAAAAAAAUGAAACUGAAAAGGAAAUAGCAGCAAGAAUUUUGUCGAGAAACAAAUGUCUUUACGGACUCACAAAGAUACUAAGGUCACGGUCCCUAUCGAGAGAAAUAAAGUUACAAUUUUAUACGCCCUAUAAUUACAUAUGGAUCAGAAACAUGGACAUUAAGGAAAACGGAAGAAAAUAAAUUGAUCAUUCUAGAGAGGAGAACCCUAAGAAAGAUUUUUGGCCAGUAAAAGACAAGAUAACCGAGGGAUGGAGAACAAGGAAAAACAAAGAACUAGAGGAAAUCUUUCAGAAGCCAAACAUAUUAGAUAUAAUUCAGAGUAGGAAGCUGAAGUGGGCUGGUUACACGUGGCGUAGUCAGAACCUAUUACUGCACGUGGUAUUGGCAAAAAACCCAGUAGGAAAGAGGCCUCUUGGGCGACCCCGUUUAAGAUGGGAAGAUAUAAUAAAAAGAAACGUGGAAUCGUUGAACGGUGGCCCAAAUUGGAGAGAAAAAGCAGCGGACAGAGAGCCCUUUAGGAUUGGUUGUUCGACGGGAUGGUCUAGUGGCCGGUAUGGUCUAUGUCCUCCACUUAGAUACUUUCCGCCGAAAAACUACUAUCCACCUACCAUGUCAUUGUCAAUCUAUAUUAUCUUAUUUUGUUGUGUAAAUCAACUAAUUAACUUUAAAAGAUACAUUAUUCUACUACCAAUAAAAACUAGACACAUUAUGGAAUCAAAUAAAACAUUAUGCAUUAUCAUACCUAAAUUAAUUACGUUGUUAAGCUAACUAAACAUGUGUCUUUCAAAUGGAAUACUGACUGAAGGGGUUUUAGUUAAUUUUAUGGUACUUACUAAGGAGUAGUUAUUUUUCGAAUUUUCUAGUUUGCUUCGCAAAAAAUAAUUCAUACAAAUAAUAAAGUUUUGGUCUUAGUAUUACUCCAUCCUUCCUCUAUCUUAAUUCUUAACAGUGAUUAAUUAAAAUUAAUUUAAAUCAAUAGUUAUCGUGUUACAGAGAAAAUAUAGGAUAUUAAAUAAAUUAUUUCUUAUAUUCAGAUGCAUAUGGUGACAAGAUUUCUAAUAGCAAUCUAAAUAGUAGUAAGUUAUAUGUUUUGAAAAAAAUAUAAAUAAUAUUUAAAAAAAAAUAUUACCCAUACUUGUGAGGUAUACAGUGGUAGACUAUAAUUUGUGUGGUGGCGUAACACACAGUAUUUGAAUAGUGUUUUAUUACUUUCUCCUACCCAAUCUUAAAGAGGAAUAUCACCUUAACGAGUUGACCGAAAUUAACAAGUUCAAAACCAAUAUUUAUUUUAUCUAAAACGCUAUACAUUUAUGGAAUUUGUAUUAUAGGUUGUUAUUUUAUUGCGUCUCCUUGUCUCAAAUCAGUGACUACUUUAAACGAUUGAGAUGAGGAGUUUGAUAUUUUAAUUUUUAUCUCAGAAUUUUAUAUUCAGAAUAAAUAGGCUCGGUCUAUAUAUAGGCUUUCUUAAAGUCAACAAAAAAUGUAUAUACUUUCUUGUUGUACUCCCAAAUUUUUUUGAAAUGCCUGUUUUAUAAUAAAUAUUUGGUCUGUGGUAGAUUUGUUUGGUCUAAACAUCUAUUACCUCUUUGGUAAUCCCCCAAGAAUUCUUUCGGAAAUCUGUUUAAUUCUGUGUAGAAUUCAAUAGGAUAAUACUUUAUAUGUUGUGUUGAGCAAAGCAAUCUGUAAUUAUUGCACUCUAAAGAAUCAAUCAAUGUUAUUCUCCAAUCCUCCGGAAUCCUUUCUUCUUUCCAGAUCAAUUCUAUGAGGCUUCGUAUAUCUGAUAUGGUUUUUUCAUCUAGACUCUUUAAAAUUCCACUCUGAAUCUCAUCUUCACCCGAAGUUUUAUGAUUUUAUAACCUCUUAGUUUGCAGUGCUACCUCAAUUCUAGAUGGAGAGAGAUAUUCGUUCUCAUUGGUUUCUACGGCAGUCCAAGCAAAUGACUAGGGAUCCUCAUAAUUAAGGAAGUAUUUGAAGUAAUCUCUUCAUUUAUCUAAGAUAUCAUUUGGAUCUGUAAUCAGCGUACCAUCGAUAUUUUUAAAAAACUUUAUUUGUUUUUAAAUCCCUUCUUGAUAUAUUGGAAUAAUUGAUGUGGCCUGUUCAUUUUAUGGUACUUUUCUGUUUCCUCUAGCAUGUUCUUGGUAUAUCUUCUUUUUUCGUAUAUGAUUAUGCUGUUUACUUCUUUCUUACAUGUUCUGAAGUUGUUUUCUUUUUUGGCAUUUUUUGGGUUACCGAGCCAUUGAUAUUUACUUUGUUUUUUGCAUUUCAACGCCCUAAUACAUGUAUCAUUAAACCAUGGAUUUUCCCUCUGUUUUCCAUUACAGUACUUGAUUACAGAUUCUGUUCUAUUUUCAUCGUUGUUAUUAAAAAGUUGACGUAUUUUAUGUCUGAAGAUAUAAUGACAGUUCGGGUCAUCCAGUUUAGUUACAUUAUAUCUGGUUAGUAGUUCUUGAUUUGUUUGAGGGCGUCUUUUUAGGUUAAUUUUUAUUCACCUCCCACUAGAUAGUGGUUUCAGUCUAAGUCUACUCCUUUAAUCAUUCUAACUUCUGGUUACAAUUUUUAAAUCUCAAGUUAACUAGAACGUAGUCUAUUUGAUUAGUAAAACUUUCGUCUGGUGAUCUCCACUAAUAUGAAUAUUUAUGAAUGUUUUUAUGAGGGUAUAUUGUGCUCUUUAUUACUAGGUCGUUCCCAACUGUCAAGUCUAUUAGUUUAAGUUAUCAUUUAUACCACCGUGUAGGUAAUAAUUUCCUGCAGAUGGAUUUCCUGCAGAACAUGGUUUUUUCCCGACUUUUAAACUUAAAGCUCCUAUGACGAUCUGUAUUCUAUUACUGGGUAUUGAGUUCAGUGUAUUCUCUAUUCUCUAAGUUCCUCAUAGAACGUCUCUUUAUCCUUUUGUGAUUGAUUUUCUGUUGGAACAUGUACAUUAAUGAAGCCUAUAUCAAACCAUUGUGCUCCUAUUGUUAGUAGUUAAUUCUAGGGUUAAUAUCUUUGAACUUAUUGACCACUGGAACUAUACUACUUUUGUGUACAGCAAAAUCCGUUCCUAGUUGGCAUUGACCAGAUGGAAGAUAGUUGUAUCACUUAUAAUCACCGUCCGCGUACUACUCCAUCUAAUUUCUUAUAGCGCUGUUAAUUUAAUUUUAUGUUUUUCAAAUUCAUUCAGUAAGUUGUGAACUGCUCUAGAUUUUUAAAGUGUGCAUACGUCCCUAUUUCCAAAAGAAAAAUCCAUUUUCCUGUCGAUUUUCCGAAAGCUCUAUCCCAAUGCAAAUUUAGAUAUUCCUGAGUAUGUUGAAAUUUACUAGGCAGGGUUGUUAACCUUGCGCUAAAUCCCUAUCAGGAGAGCCGGGCUACGCCAUCCAUUUAAGGCAAGUAUGGAGCUUUUGCAGUGCAUUAAGUUGUGUACUAGGAAAUGGGCGUUUUUGGGAAAUCAUUUUUAGAUUUUCCCUAUAGUUUUACCAAAAAUUUAAAAAACUGGGAAAAACAUGGAAAGGACGUAGAAAAAUCUUACUCAAGGCAUGAAAAUCUAUUACUAUUUGGAAUUUUUGAUCACCUGUCGCAUUUAACAAAAGGGGUGUAUUCCAUGGAGAAUGCGAUGGCUUGAUUAUAUUAUCUACCUACAUUAUAUUUAUUAGUUUAUCUAUCUAUUUGUGCUAGGCCUACAGGAGACGUACGGCUGUCUAUAAAUCGGUGGUUGGUAUUUAGGUAAUUUUAUUUCAUAGUCCAUUGCGAUUGUAUAUUAUGUUAGUUUAUCACCCUCCAGGUGAAAAAUACCAGUCUACUGCUAGGUGGAGCUUGAUAAAUUUAGUCAGAGGGGGGCUUAAGCCACAGAUUACUUUUUACAUUGUAGCCCACUAGCACCGAAAAAGAUACUACAAAUAAAAAUAAAUUUCAUUGUUUAAAAUUGUUUACACAGAAAAUUAAAAUUUUUUUUUCUGAAUGUCUCAUGGUAAAACUGGUCUAAAUUAAAAAUGGUUUUAAUAAUUUCAUUUUAUUUUACAGAAAACGAAAGUAAAGCAUUACAAAAUAAAAUAAAUAGUGCAAUUAGUAAGUAUAAUUAUAGGUAAUAAGUACAAAUAUAUCUUCUUGGCUUGUUCAAAGCGUUAUAAUAUAGUGUUAUCUUUAUACUAAUAAAUCUAUCAAUAUUAAUUUUAUUUUUCCAAUCGAGUUUAAUUUGCGAAAGUUUACAUUAUAACUAAAUGUAAUAAAAUGUUGUAUAAUAAUCUUUUUUAUUGGUAGAAUAGAUUAUAUAAUAAAUAUAGUAGUAGUAUAGAUAUGCCGGUUCUGGCGCAGAUUGAUAUUUUUCACUUUAAAAACUAAUUUUUGAUCUAUAUUUACAUUGUUUUUAUUUCCUGUCUUUUUUAUAUGUAUAAAAUAAAAAAAAAUAAUAUUAAAAAAAAAUAAAUUAAAAAAAAAUAAAUUAAAAAAAAAUAUUUAAAUAUAAUAAUAAAAACAAUUUACAUAAACAUUGUACUAAGAACAGUUCUCUUAAACAAAAAUAAAUAAAAUAAUAAUAGAAAAUUUAACACAUGAUCAGUGUAUACAACAGGAGUAUCUUGGAAAUACCCCUAAUAAUUAGAACGAAAAAGAACACGAUUUAAAAACAAAUGUUACAUAAACAUUGCAAUAAGAACAGUUCUCUUUACUGUGGCCGUCGUGUAUAUGAUUGGAUUGAGAAAACUAUUGCAACAUUUUUUCCUUAUAUUUUUAUUUUCCUUUUAAAAAAUUUUUUGAACCUUAGUUAAAAAAAAAACAUUUUCUAUAAUAAAUGGAAAGCUUAAAAAUUAAAUUAAAUAAUGUCACCUUUAAUUAUAAAUUCAUUAAAUUAAGUGAUUUAGAAAUUUAUCAGAAAUAUUUUAGUAUUGAUAAAACAAGAUAUGGUGACAAAUUAAGUGUUAUUUUAGAUGAUAAAUUUAAAUUAUUUUUACCUCACAGAUUUUUAAAUAAUUUUUCCCAUAAAAAAAUUUAAACAUUCAAUAAAAACACACAAGAACAAAUCUUUUUGGUUUGUAAAGGUGUAAAACAACCUGAUAACAAUAAAAUAUUUUAUUUUAUUAAAUUUGUAUAGUUAAACCAUAUUUUAUCUACAUUCUUUUUAGUACAUAUUUUUUAAUUUAUUUUAAAUUAAAAAAAAAUAAAUGAGAAUAAUACAAAUAAAAAGCUGAAAACGUUGUACAAUAUCAUAUUUGUUCUAUGAUUGUGACACUUGUACAUGUUGUUUGUUGGACGAUUUGAUAUGUUAGUAGCAUAUCAGUGGUAAUAAACCCACGCGCAACCGGAAUUAGUAAGAUCAUAUGAUAGAUAAAUAGAUCAGAACAUUAGGAUAAUAAUAACUCAAUCCAAUCAUGUAUAAAAAAUAAUAUAUGUAAAAAGUGUGAUAGAAAAAUCGGUGGCCGCCGUGUAUAUAAUUGAAUUGAGAAAACUAUUGCAAAUUUUUUCCUUAUUUUUUUUUAUUUUCAUUAUAUCGCUCUUCAGAUUUGAUGAUCGGUGAGAUUUUAUUGUUUCAAAUAACAAUUUAGUUCAUUAUAAUUCAUACCAAUGACUAUAUUGUUUCUUUCCUUGUAUACAUAAUUUAUAUUAAAAUUAUCAUUCUUUUUUACUAUUUGUUUUUAUUAAAUUAUCAAGGUAUUCUCUCAAAUUUACUCUUUCUAUGUUGAAUAAUGUCCCCAUGCUAAAGUAUUUAUACCUUUAUCUAAAAUAUAUCUUUUAUCAUCGUAUGCACUAAGAGUUUUUUUUUUUUUGUUCAACAGUAUAUAUUUCAUGUUUAUCUGUUCUAAAAUGUUCUGUUUUACAUAUUUUGGAUUUUUACUUUUUAAACAAUUAUAAAAAUCAUUAAAACAUAAUUCAUUUUUAACUAUAAGUUUUUUCACACAUUUGCUUUUUUAAUUUCAUUUUUAUUUUCAAAUACUUUAAAUGCAUAUAAUUUAGAUCUUAACCCAACAAAUUCAGCUAUUAUUUGCCCAUUAAACUCAUCUUUAAAUUUACCUAGAACUUUUUUAUUUAUUUGUGGUAUUCUAUAUUUAUUAUUCUUAGAAUAAUCUGAUAUUUUUUUCAAUACGUUAUAAUAAAAAUCAUACAUUCGAGUUUUAAAUAAACCUAAAAUACACAUUGCUAAAUAAAUUGGUUGUUUCAAUUCAACCAUAGUUUUUUUCAUAUGUACAGCUACUAAGUUUUCUGUAAAAAUAGUUGCUCGAUCAAAAUUUGGUUUAGCAACCCAUUUUUCUAUUUUUUUCUGUUGUUAAUUAGUUUCAUAUCUUUAUAGUUCCUUGUGUUCAUCAUAGUCCUACCAAAUACACUUAAAUUCUAUAUACGGUUUUAACCAAUCUUUUUGAUCAAAUUCUAUUAUCCUAUGUAUUUUCUUUAAUUUUAAACCUAAACUUAAAUAUAGAAUAGAAUGAUUAUAAUGUAGAAUACAUUUUUUCUUAUCAUAUAGAGUUGUUAAUUUUGGUAAUUCUGUAGUAUCAAACACAUUUUCAGGAGCCAAUGGAAAAUCAGAAUGAAGAUCCUGAAGCUCUUCAGGAUAUUUCAAAUCUACUUCGAAAAUAUAGCCCUUUUCCUGGUCAUCUUUCAUUCUUAAAAAUUUUUCUGUAUUAAACAAAUCAGGAUUACACCAUUUAAAACCUUUAUAUGGUAAAUAUUUACACAACGCCUAUCCAUAGAGAUUAUUUGUAUCCAAAUCUAAGAGAUAUUUCGUUGAUGUUUUUCUUUUCUUUUCUCUCCAAUAUAUUUAUUACUUGCUUUAGAAUAUCUAAUACUACUUUGAGAUAAUCCUCCUCUUAUUCCUUGUUCAAACAUUAAAUACAUAUUAAUAUCUCUUAUUAGUUCUAAUACUACACCUGUUUUUCUAAGCAUAGCAUUCCACGCAAAACCUAGAGUUGUAUAACAAUGAACAGGAUCCAACUAAAAAUGUCUUAUUGAAACAUCUCUAUAACUUUCCAUUACAUCUGUAAGUAAUAUUACUCUAUUUUAUUAUAAAGUAUGGUAAAAUCUCUCAUAUUUUUAUUUUCGAAUCUUUCUCAUAUUUUUUUAGCAUUUUCAUAUGUUUUUUGUGUUAGAUGUUCGCCUGUAAGAGAGCUGUAAAAUUUAUCUAUAUUAGGUAGAGAUUCUUCAUCAUAUUUUUCUGAAGAAUCCAUAUAUUCAUAAGGAUAUGCUAAUUUUCCUUUUACUAAAUCCAAUUUUUCAGGAAAAUGUUUAGACAGUUCUUUAAACUGAUUUGGUAUUAGCUAAUUUUUCUAAAGAGCUAGAUAAGAACUUGAAAGAAUCAAGAAAUCUUAUUUCAACUGUAUUAAAAACAAGUUUUCCUUUUUAUUUAAAACAGGUUCUUUAGUUAUGGGAUCUUUUUUCACAUACCUCACAAUUUUUGACAAUGAUAUAUAAUUUUCUUCACUAUUUGCAAUUUUUUUUUAUAUNUCAUAAGGAUAUGCUAAUUUUCCUUUUACUAAAUCCAAUUUUUCAGGAAAAUGUUUAGACAGUUCUUUAAACUGAUGGUUUUAGCUAAUUUUUCUAAAGAACUAAAUAAGAACUUGAAAGAAUCAAGAAAUCUAAUUUAAACUGUAUUAAAAACAAGUUUUCCUUUUUAUUUAAAACAGGUUCUUUAGUUAUGGGAUCUUUUUUCACAUAUCUCACAAUUUUUGAAAAUGAUAUAUAAUUUUCUUCACUAUUUGCAAUUGUUUUUAUAUUAUCUUUAUCAAUAACUAAUUCUUUUUUGAAUAAAUGCCGGUCAUAACCAGAUAGAUUGUGGAAAAAUACUGGAAUAAAUCUAGGAACCUUAUAAUUUAGAUAACAUAUUGAAUGAGCAGCACCUCAAUAUUUUCCUGAUAAAUGAUCAUAAACUCUAACUUUUUUCAUAUUAUCCUCAAGAUCUUCAAUGAACAUCUGUUUUUCUUUCUGUUUCUCAUCAAGCUGUUUUUUAAAAUAUUCAAUUUCUUUUUCUAUAUUUUCUAANACUAUUUGCAAUUUUUUUUUAUAUUAUCUUUAUCAAUACCUAAUUCUUUUAUGAAUAAAUGCCGGUCAUAACCAGAUAGAUUGUGGAAAAAUACUGGAAUAAAUCUAAGAAUCUUAUAAUUUAGAUUACUUAUUGAAUGAGCAGCACCUCAAUAUUUUCCUGAUAAAUGAUCAUGAACUCUAACUUUUUUCAUAUUAUCCUCAAGAUCUUCAAUGAACAUCUGUUUUUUUUUCUGUUUCUCAUCAAGCCGUUUUUUCUAAAAUAUUCAAUUUCUUUUCCUAUAUUUUCUAAAUCUAAUCUUUCUUUUUUAUUCUUAUUCUCAACUAUUGAUCCUCUUUUUAAUUUAGAUUGCCAAUAAUCAAAUGUUUCAUUAAAUAUUAUAUUUCUUUUCACUAGUAUUGGUGGUAAAUCACUUAAAGAUUUUUCACAUAUAUGACAAAUAUUUUCUUUUUCAAAUUCAGUUACUUGUUCUUUGGUUAUUAACAUAGGUUUUUUUUACAUCUAAAUAAUUUUUUUUGCAAUAUAAAUUGCUGCAUCAUUUAUUUUUUCAUAAAAAACUUUAGCUGCAUCUUCACCUGUAUAUGUUACUAGAUUAUUUUUACUAAUAUUACUAUAUUUAACAUUAAAACAAAAACUAACGGGUANUGAAAGAAUCAAGAAAUCUUAUUUCAACUGUUUUAAAAAUAGGUUUUCCUUUCUGAUCUAAAACAGGGUUUUUAGUAAUUGGAUCUAUGUGUAUAUAUUGUAUAUUUUUUGAAAAUGAUAAAUAAUUUUCUUCACUAAUGGCAAUUUUUUUUAUAUUAUCUUUAUCAAUACCUAAUUCUUUUAUAAAUAAAUGUGCGUCAUAACCAGAUAGAUUGUGGAAAAAUACUGGAAUAAAUCUAGGAACCUUAUAAUUUAAGUUACAUAUAGAAUGAGCAGCUCCUCGAUAUUUUCUUGUUAAGUGAUUGUGAUCUUUAAGCUUUUAAGAUAUUAUCUUCAAGUUCUUCAAGAACAUCUGUUUUUCUUUCGUUAAUUCAUCAAGCCGCUUUUUAAAAUAUUCAGUUUCUUUUUCUAUAUAUUCUAAAUCUAAAUUUUCAGAUUGACAAUAAUUAAUAGUUUCAUCAAGUAUUCUAUUUUUUUUUCACUAGUAUUGGUGGUAAAUCACUUAAAGAUUUUUCACAUAUAUGACAGUUAUUUUCUUUUUCAAAUUCAUUUUUUUAUUCUUUGGUUAUUAUCAUAGGUUUUUUACAUCUAAAUAAUUUUUUGCAAUAUAAAGAGCUUUCUUUUUUAUUUUCUCAUAAAAAACUUUUGCUAAAUCUUCACCUGAAUAUGUUACUAGAUCAGAUUCAUGUAUUUAUCCCCUUUACUUGAUUUUACUUUUUUGUAUUUUUAUUAUUAUUAUGAUAUAAUAUUUCUGUUUCUAUUAAUAUCUUUUCAUAAUUCUUAAUAUCAUCAUCAGAAUAUGAUUUUUUAUCUAUAUUUUUAUUAUAUGUUAAUAAUCUCCAUAAACCUUGUGUUCCUUUAUAAGUUUGUUCAUUUAAAAUAAUAUCGUUAUCUUUAAUAUGAAUCUCAUUUUUACCUAUUAUAUGCAUAUUUGUUUCAUGAUUAUGAAAAAUCCCAAAUUUAUCAUCUGAUAAUUUGAGUAAAUAAUGAACUGUAAUAACUCCUAUUUUGCUGUUAAUAAUUGAAUUUUUAAUUUCUGUUUCUAAGUCUCUAUCUCUUAUCAUGUGUUGUUGUUUAGUAAUAAAAUCUGAUGUUUGUGUUAACGGUUUCACAGAAACUAAAAAUGUUUUAAUAUCAUCAUCGGUUUUUCUGACAGCUUCUUCAACAUUUUUUAAUCCGUUGGUAAUAGGUUCAAAAGCUUUUUGUUUUUCUAUUUCUUUAUUUAGUUUUUUCUCUGCUUCAUUUCAAUAUAUUUUUCGCAAUUUUUUUUCAAGAUUAAUUGUUUCAUUAAUCUCUGCAUUUGUUGGUUCUUUUUUCUCUUCAAAAUGUAUUUUUUUUGUAUUUUAUUAGAUUUUUUUAAGUUUAAUCCACUUUUAAUUUUUCUCUUAAGAUUGUUUUGAAUUUGUUCAAGUGUUCUCAUUUAUUAUACAAAAAUAUAUUUUUUUCAAUAAAUUUUCAUUAACUGAUAUUUUUUAUUUAAUAUUUAACCUUCAACGAUUAACGGCUUACAUUCAAUAGUUAACAUUCAAUUUUUAAUGUUCGCAUAAAAAUUGGUCUAAUUUAUUAUAGAGAUGAUUAGUUGUUAUAUCCAUUGAUAAGAAUCCAAAUGGUUUUUUUCAACAUUUCUUACAAAGUAAAUUAAAUAAACUUAAUUUAUUAUCACUUAUAAAAUCUUCCCAUAUUUUUUUGAAUAUAAUGAUCCGGCUGUUUAAAAAUAAUUACAAAAUUUAAAUUGUUUCUUAUAAUUUUUAAAUCUACAGCAGUAUAACUUUGUGUUAAAUAAAUACAAGAAAUAUUUUUAUGUCGACCUCUUAUAAAAUAUUGUUUCAUUAUUGUUUGUUUUUCAAAAAUAACUAAAAUAUUCGGUUUACAUUCAUCAACAGAAACUUUACCUUCAUUAGAAAUAACUGUUUCGAUUUUAUUUAUAUCAUUAAAUAUUUCUACUAAUUUCUCAUAAAUCGGUUGAUUUAUGGUUUUUGUAAAAAUAUAAAUUAAAUUAAUUUAAAAUGAAUUAUUUACUUGGUCUAUAGUAUAUUUUCCAUAUUUUAAUUCAAUUAUAUUGUGGUCAACUUUUAAUAAACAAUCUGUUUCAAUAUUAAUUAAAUUAGAAGUAAUACAUAACACUAGAACACCAACAAAUAAAUUAUCUCCAAAUAUAGGAUUUUCUAACCUUUUGAAUCCGUUCUUUUAUUUUUAUUAUUCUCAUUUAUUUUUUUUAAUUUAAAAUAAAUUAAAAAAUAUGUACUAAAAAGAAUGUAGAUAAAAUAUGGUUUAACUAUACAAAUUUAAUAAAAUAAAAUAUUUUAUUGUUAUCAGGUUGUUUUACACCUUUACAAACCAAAAAGAUUUGUUCUUGUGUGUUUUUAUUGAAUGUUUCAAUUUUUUUAUGGGAAAAAUUAUUUAAAAAUAUAAGGAAAAAAUGUUGCAAUAGUUUUCUCAAUUCAAUUAUAUACACGGCGGCCACCGAUUUUUCUAUCACACUUUUUACAUAUAUUAUUUUUUAUACAUGAUUGGAUUGAGUUAUUAUUAUCCUAAUGUUCUGAUCUAUUUAUCUAUCAUAUGAUCUUACUAAUUCCGGUUGCGCGUGGGUUUAUUACCACUGAUAUGCUACUAACNCUCAUUUAUUUUUUUUAAUUUAAAAUAAAUUAAAAAAUAUGUACUAAAAAGAAUGUAGAUAAAAUAUGGUUUAACUAUACAAAUUUAAUAAAAUAAAAUAUUUUAUUGUUAUCAGGUUGUUUUACACCUUUACAAACCAAAAAGAUUUGUUCUUGUGUGUUUUUAUUGAAUGUUUAAAUUUUUUUAUGGGAAAAAUUAUUUAAAAAUCUGUGAGGUAAAAAUAAUUUAAAUUUAUCAUCUAAAAUAACACUUAAUUUGUCACCAUAUCUUGUUUUAUCAAUACUAAAAUAUUUCUGAUAAAUUUCUAAAUCACUUAAUUUAAUGAAUUUAUAAUUAAAGGUGACAUUAUUUAAUUUAAUUUUUAAGCUUUCCAUUUAUUAUAGAAAAUGUUUUUUUUUUAACUAAGGUUCAAAAAAUUUUUUAAAAGGAAAAUAAAAAUAUAAGGAAAAAAUGUUGCAAUAGUUUUCUCAAUCCAAUCAUAUACACGACGGCCACAGUAAAGAGAACUGUUCUUAUUGCAAUGUUUAUGUAACAUUUGUUUUUAAAUCGUGUUCUUUUUCGUUCUAAUUAUUAGGGGUAUUUCCAAGAUACUCCUGUUGUAUACACUGAUCAUGUGUUAAAUUUUCUAUUAUUAUUUUAUUUAUUUUUGUUUAAGAGAACUGUUCUUAGUACAAUGUUUAUGUAAAUUGUUUUUAUUAUUAUAUUUAAAUAUUUUUUUUUAAUUUAUUUUUUUUUAAUUUAUUUUUUUUUAAUAUUAUUUUUUUUUAUUUUAUACAUAUAAAAAAGACAGGAAAUAAAAACAAUGUAAAUAUAGAUCAAAAAUUAGUUUUUAAAGUGAAAAAUAUCAAUCUGCGCCAGAACCGCCAUAUCUAUACUACUUAUAGUACUAUAAAAUCUAUGGUUUAACAAUGUUUAUUCAAGUAAAUUGAAACCAUGUAUAUUUUUAUUUAUUAGAAAAUGUCUUUUCCACCAAUGAGAAAAUUGCUUUUCAUGUAUGCACAGGUAAGAUUUUUUUACAAAUUUAUUUAUUUGGCAAUACAAAAGUGAUUCAUAUUUUAAGUAAAACUUUGGAAAGUAUAUUAAUCGUGAAUUACCAUCAAAAUACCAACUAUUUAUAGUUUAUUUAUAACUAUUUAUAUACGUAAAUGUUUAAUGGACCAUCAAAAUAAAUAUUUCAUAAAUUAUUAAUUUAUUUUUGAAAUCAUUUUUUACAGAUAGAUUUGUAAAAUCCAUGUUAAACUUGAAAGAAGAUGUGUUGUGUAAGCUAAUAAAAAUAUUAAAUAUUUUGAAAAGGUUAGGUUAAGUUUGGUAUUGUUUUUAAAAACAAGGAAGUGUUUAUAUUAAAUACAUUCUUUUUAGUACAUAUUUUUUAAUUUAUUUUAAAUUAAAAAAAAUAAAUGAGAAUAAUAAAAAUAAAAGAACGGAUUCAAAAGGUUAGAAAAUCCUAUAUUUGGAGAUAAUUUAUUUGUUGGUGUUCUAGUGUUAUGUAUUACUUCUAAUUUAAUUAAUAUUGAAACAGAUUGUUUAUUAAAAGUUGACCACAAUAUAAUUGAAUUAAAAUAUGGAAAAUAUACUAUAGACCAAGUAAAUAAUUCAUUUUAAAUUAAUUUAAUUUAUAUUUUUACAAAAACCAUAAAUCAACCGAUUUAUGAGAAAUUAGUAGAAAUAUUUAAUGAUAUAAAUAAAAUCGAAACAGUUAUUUCUAAUGAAGGUAAAGUUUCUGUUGAUGAAUGUAAACCGAAUAUUUUAGUUAUUUUUGAAAAACAAACAAUAAUGAAACAAUAUUUUAUAUUAAAAUUGUGCAGUUUUUGACAAAACAAAUUUUAAUUUAUUAUUCAAAAAAAAAAUUUUUAUGUAAACGUUUAGUUUCUGGAAUAUGAUUCUUAAAACAUUUUAAAUAUGCUGUUUAUUAAAGAUAUUAGCCUGUGGUUUUCUGGUAGCAGAUGGUUUUUCAUGGGUUUGGGAAUUAUGACGAUCUGGAUUUUUUUCCACUGUUCAGAGAAAUAGGAAAGUCUAAAACUAGACGUAUAUAUGUUCACUAGGAGAACAAAGGCUAUUUUUGGAAGAUGUUUUAGAGUUUUUUUUUUGAUUUGAUCCUCACCUGAAGCUUUCACUGGUAGAAGGCUUUUUAUUAUGUCACACACGUCAACUGGGGAGACGAAUAAAUCUGAAGGGAGAUUGUUUGGGUCGCGAAGCUUUGUAACUGAAUCGAUAACUUCAGGUAAUUGUGGACCUAAAUUGUUUAGGAACUGGGAAAAAAUUUGUCUGCGAAUAGCUCGGCCUUAGGGUUUAUGUCAAAAGACUUUUGUCUCCUCUUGGGUAAUUAGCGGCUGGUAUGGGAGUGGUUUGUGGAGAAGUCGACGAUUAUGUUUGUAUACGAUAUGGCUCUAUUGUUAAAGUAAAGAAUAGAGGUGAAAAGAUUCCAUUCAGAAUUUUCAUGCUGGGUGAGGAUUCCUUUUACGUGAGCCAUUUGAGCGUUGUACAGAGUUUUUGCCUGUAG
Messenger RNA from Cinara cedri, 13937 nucleotides. The record is from the annotation of a GenBank genome assembly. Lineage: Eukaryota; Metazoa; Arthropoda; Insecta; Hemiptera; Aphididae.